Notothenia coriiceps (black rockcod) is the source of this 1185-nucleotide messenger RNA. RefSeq names its product voltage-dependent T-type calcium channel subunit alpha-1H-like. The record is from RefSeq and is a predicted model, not a curated record. Gene Ontology annotation, cellular component: plasma membrane; voltage-gated sodium channel complex; neuron projection. Gene Ontology annotation, molecular function: voltage-gated sodium channel activity; low voltage-gated calcium channel activity. The transcript has 7 exons. Lineage: Eukaryota; Metazoa; Chordata; Actinopteri; Perciformes; Nototheniidae. Gene Ontology annotation, biological process: membrane depolarization during action potential; positive regulation of calcium ion-dependent exocytosis; calcium ion import. The annotation marks the transcript as partial.
AGUGAUAGUGAAAAUUUAAUGAGCAUCUGAAGAUCAGAAUCAUGGGUACAGCAAGUCAUGCCAUGGCAACAGCCGUUCAGAAGGUACAGCGCCAUGCCACUGUAGCAGCCCCCCCCGGCCGCACUCGAUGCUCAGGUGUCGGAGCCGAAGAAAAGGCUGUACAAGCGCUGCUGGGCGGACUCCAAUCAAAACUGUGAACUCAUCGUUUCCAGCAGAUACUUCAGGCAGAGGGAUCAUGAUUGCCAUCCUCAUUAACACACUGUCGAUGGGCAUAGAGUACCACGACAGCCGAAGGAGCUGACAGAUAUUUUGGAGAUCAGUAACAUGGUGUUCACCAGUCUGUUCAGUCUUGAAAUGCUACUGAAGCUGGCAGCUCUCGGGCUCUUUGGCUACAUCAAGAACCCCUACAACGGCUUCGACAGCGUCAUUGUCAUCAUCAGUGUGUGGGAGAUUAUGGGUGAGGCAGAGGGAGGCUUGUCGGUGCUUCGUACCUUCAGACUGCUGAGGGUUUUGAAGCUGGUCCGCUUCCUUCCUGCUCUGAGGAGGCAGCUGGUGGUGCUGGUGAAGACCAUGGACAAUGUGGCCACAUUCUGCAUGUUGCUGAUGCUCUUUAUAUUCAUAUUCAGUAUCUUGGGAAUGCAUUUGUUCGGCUGCAAAUUCGGUUUGCAACAAGACACUGGAGACACCUUACCUGACAGAAAAAACUUUGACUCUCUGCUCUGGGCGACUGUCACUGUGUUUCAGAUCCUCACUCAGGAGGACUGGAACGCGGUGCUCUAUAAUGGGAUGGCCUCAACCACGCCGUUGGCCGCCCUCUACUUUGUAGCCCUCAUGACCUUCGGCAACUAUGUCCUCUUCAACUUGCUUGUAGCCAUUUUGGUGGAGGGCUUUCAGGCUGAGGGUGAUGCCAACAGAUCCGAGGCAGAUGACGAGAGGCAGUCGCUCUGUUACGAGGAUGAGGAGAAGUUGAGAGAGAUGUACGCUGCAGAGCUCAAGAUCCAGGCCAUGAUGUUGAGUCCCAAUGGUCUCCUGAACCCAAAGGCCUCCAUGCCCCAGCUCCACCCCCCCCCUCCUCCUCUGCCCGUCAUCACACACACGGCAGCCACGCCCACCAUCAACUACAGCCUGUCGCGGAGGGCGAGUGGCGUCUCCAUGGACGUCCACAGCCUGGAGCUGAGGUCUCCG